AUGGAGAUCUUAAAACAAGCCAGUUCCCUCAAUCACGUCUUGGGCAACGAAGCAUCGCUCAAUCUGACAUCAUAUGUCGGAAUCUUCAACCACUUGAAAGAUAUUGCAACAAACGAUGUUUCCUCCAAAGCUGCUAGUCUCAACUUGAUUGAAAAAGCUUGGGCUUCGUGGUACCUCUACAUAAAUAACGAUGUUUUGGCCACAGGCCUUCUUUUUUUCGCAGUCCAUGAACUCACAUACUUCGGAAGAUGUUUGCCAUGGUACAUUAUCGACAACAUCCCUUACUUCAACAGAUGGAAGAUUCAACCUGACAAGAUUCCUACUAACCAGGAACAAUGGGAGUGCUUCAAAGCUGUUUUGAAGUCUCACUUUUUGGUUGAAGCCUUACCCAUUUGGUUGUUCCACCCAUUGUGCUCGAGUUUGAGUAUUUCCGUUGACGUGCCAUUUCCCUCACUUAAGAUUAUGGCAAUGCAAGUUGCUGUAUUUUUCUUCUGCGAAGAUUUGUGGCACUAUCUAUUCCACAGAUUAUUCCACUGGGGUUGGUUCUACAAGAACAUUCAUAAGCAACACCACAAGUAUGCCGCACCUUUCGGUUUUGCGGCAGAAUACGCCCACCCUGUUGAAGUUAUGUCGUUAGGUGUUGGCACUGUCGGAUUCCCAAUUCUUUAUGCAUUCUUGGCCAAGACUCACCCACAAUGGGAACUUCCAGAAUUACAUUUGUUCACCAUUACAUGCUGGAUUAUUUUGAGAUUGUUUCAAGCUGUGGAUUCUCACUCGGGAUAUGAUUUCCCUUGGUCAUUGAACCGCUUCCUUCCAUUCUGGGCCGGCGCCGCACAUCACGAUAAACAUCACCAUUACUUUAUUGGAAACUACGCAAGCUCGUUUACAUGGUUUGAUUUCUUCUUGGGUACUGAGUCCGGACCAGAUGCCAGGAAGCACCGUGAACGUAAGAGUAAAGAAAGCGCUGAAAGCUUUGCAAAGAAAAAUAUAUAG
This is a messenger RNA of Clavispora lusitaniae ATCC 42720, 993 nucleotides long. It is a transcript of the gene ERG251, whose product is annotated as Erg251p. Gene Ontology annotation, biological process: ergosterol biosynthetic process. Gene Ontology annotation, molecular function: C-4 methylsterol oxidase activity; iron ion binding. Lineage: Eukaryota; Fungi; Ascomycota; Pichiomycetes; Serinales; Metschnikowiaceae. Gene Ontology annotation, cellular component: endoplasmic reticulum membrane. The record is from RefSeq and is a predicted model, not a curated record.